AAGAGGAAGUGACGGGAAAGGCGUUUUGUGCUAGUUGGAGGAACAAAUUGACCAGGAUUGUUUACAACGAAGUGGCCGGCAUGAGUUCCCUGCGGGAAGAAGAUGAUCCUUAUGUGAUUGAAGAGCCCAGCGAUGAAGAGCCAGCGCAGAGCAGUUCUGAAGAUGAAGUGGAUGUGCUCUUAUAUGGCACCCCAGAGCAGAAGCGUAAACUGAUACGGGAGUGUCUCACAGGAGAAAGUGAAUCUUCUAGUGAUGAUGAAUUCCAAAAGGAAAUGGAAGCUGAACUUAGCUGCACCAUGAAAAAUAUGGAAGGCCAGUGGAAGUCACAACUUCCAGGUGAUGCUUCUGUUGCUGGGCAGUCUGAAUCUGUUUCCACUUCUAAGUAUUAUGAUGAUAUUUAUUUUGAUUCCGAUUCAGAUGAUGAAGAUGUAGUAGGUUCUGCAGAAGCCAGAAAAAAGAGAAAACAUCAUGAACGGCGAAUUCCAACUAAUGAUGAGUUAUUUUAUGAUCCAGAAGAAGACAAUAGAGAUCAGGAAUGGGUAGAUUCGAUAAGAAGGAGUUAUCAUAAUAUAAGAAAUGUUCAGUCACAACAACAAGAAAAACCUCCUGCCAUUCCCAACAGUGAUGCUAUUUUGAACUGUCCUGCUUGUAUGACAACAUUAUGCCUUGAUUGUCAAAGGCAUGAAUUAUACAGAACUCAGUACAGAGCAAUGUUUGUGAUGAACUGUACAGUUGUCAAAGAAGAAAUUUUGAAAUAUAAACACCCACUGAAAAAGAAGACAAAGAGAGGACACAAGAAAAUUAAGCAGAGUAACGAAUCAACUACUGGCUCAGAAAGCCAGGAAGAAGAGAUAUAUCACCCAGUAAAAUGUACCGAAUGUUCAACAGAAGUGGCUGCAUUAGAUAAGGAUGAAGUCUUUCAUUUUUUCAAUGUAUUGGCAAGCCAUUGCUAAGAUGCACUAUUUUACAUCCUUCAAGAUUAUAUUAAAAUUUCAAAGUGAAAGAUGAUUUAAUCUAAGACCCCUUUUGUAUUUUUAAAAACUCUGCUUGACUAAUCUGAAAUGGAGAUUAUGGUAUCUGUGUUCUUCUCUGUAAAGAUAAAACAAGAGAACUUUUAAUUUAUGUACAUAAGUUGAACAGUUUUAUUCUGUUAAGUAGAAUCAAAAUAGUUCUGAGUUAAAGAGAUAUCAGUCAAUUUUCAUACUUUAUUUAAUGGCUGAAUUAUAAAAAAAAGAUAUUUUCAACAUUUAACAGUCCAAGAUUAAUUCUCUUUAAUUAUGAAUAAUCUAGUGUAUUUUUUCCUGCCUAUUAUUUCAUAUAAUUCCUGAAUUAUGUGCUGUCUGUAUUAAAGUUGAUCUAUUAUUAAAGGAUAUGGAAUGUUGAGGUAA
Protobothrops mucrosquamatus (brown spotted pit viper) is the source of this 1388-nucleotide messenger RNA. It is a transcript of the gene EAPP, whose product is annotated as E2F associated phosphoprotein. Lineage: Eukaryota; Metazoa; Chordata; Lepidosauria; Squamata; Viperidae. The transcript has 6 exons. Gene Ontology annotation, cellular component: nucleus. Gene Ontology annotation, biological process: positive regulation of cell population proliferation. Bases 81 to 953 code for a protein of 290 amino acids. The record is from RefSeq and is a predicted model, not a curated record.